This is a messenger RNA of Rhincodon typus (whale shark), 1830 nucleotides long. Its product is annotated as nectin-1-like. The transcript is spliced from 9 exons. The record is from RefSeq and is a predicted model, not a curated record. NCBI's taxonomy places the organism in Eukaryota, Metazoa, Chordata, Chondrichthyes, Orectolobiformes, Rhincodontidae. The coding region runs from base 1 to 1506 and encodes 501 amino acids. Gene Ontology annotation, biological process: heterophilic cell-cell adhesion; protein localization to cell junction; homophilic cell-cell adhesion. Gene Ontology annotation, cellular component: adherens junction.
AUGCACGUUCGUACUUUUAAAUUUUUUCAGGCCCAGACGGUGAUUGUGGAUGAUAGCGUGUCUGGAUUUAUUGGAGCCAACGUGACUUUGCGCUGCACAUUCACAAACAUCAACCCCAACAUCAAAAUCACUCAAGUGACAUGGCAAAAGGCAACCAAUGGGUCGAAGCAAAAUAUAGCUAUUUUUCAUCCGACUAUGGGGGUCUCUGUCUUGCCCCCUCACCAAGGCAGAGUAUCUUUUAAGAAGCCAUCACUGGAUGAUGCGACCAUCCAGCUGUCCAGCCUAGAGUUAUCCGAUGAAGGUGUCUACAUCUGUGAGUUUGCAACUUUUCCGACGGGAAAUCGAGAGAGCCAGGUUAACCUCACAGUUUUUGCCAGGCCAGUGAAUGAUGCGGAGCUCAGCCCAAACACCAUCACAGCACGAGCUGGUUUUUCGGGAAAGAUUGUUGUAGCAACAUGUACAUCUGCCAAUGGGAAGCCGCCAGGAAUCAUCACUUGGGAGACAAAAGUAAAUGGGGAGGCAGUUGUUAAAGAAUUCCGCAACCAGAAUGGCACCAUCACAGUGAUCAGCCAGUACCUGCUUGUUCCAUCCAGAGAGGCUCACAGGCAAUCACUGACAUGUGUGGUGAACUACCAGACGGAUCGCACCACCAAGGUGCUGAUGUUAAAUGUGCAGUAUGAACCAGAGGUUACAGUGGAAGGAUUUGAUGGGAAUUGGUAUUUGAACAGAGAAGAUGUACGUCUGACAUGCAGAGCAGACGGCAACCCACCUGCCACAAAGUACAAGUGGAAGAUGUUAAACGGUUCAUUGCCUGUAAAUGUGGAACCACAGAACACAACCCUGUUCUUCAAAGGGACUGUGACCUAUGACCUCGCUGGGACGUACAUCUGUGAAGCUACAAAUGCAAUUGGGACACGGUCGGGUCUGGUUGAGGUCAACAUUACAGAUAAGCCACUCCCCCAGGGAGCACCGGGAAGUGUGAUUGGAAUUCUGGGAGGGGUCAUUGCUGCCGUUAUUAUCAUCAGCGCCAUUGUAACCGUCUUCUUCAUUUACCGACGGCAACAGAAGAACCGAGCUGACACAGACAAUGACCUGAUUGACCUCCCUCCAUCCCAUAAACCACCAGCCCCCGAAAAGAAGACAGAGAUGAAGAGUCACCUGACGGCAGACGAUAUUCAGGUGCUGCAACUGGACAGCAUGAAGGACGAAGAGGAUGCUGUGAAGACUCCAGUCCAGACCCAAUAUUAUGACCUGGCUGCUCCAGAACCAUCUCCCCACUCCGAGAAAUCGUACAAUGGGAACCGCUAUGAAGAAUUACCAGAUGAGAAUGAAUACGUGAGUGGCCGGCACAAUUAUCAUGAUGACUACUUGGAGCAACUCCACCCUAUUUAUAAUCAGUUAUCGUAUAGAUCCCCCGAUAUUCCUUGCCACCCCAGUUCCUCCCACAGAUACCCCCAGCCUGGUUCUCGGGCCCCGUACAUUUACUCAAAGGAACAAUAUGUCUAAGUGACCCUCAGUGACCAACAGUGACCGUGAGCACACAGUCCAGCAACUCAAACAGUGGCUGGAGAAACUGCUUAACCCUUUGUUAACCAACAGUAAUGGAAGCGUUGUUUCACUCUCUGUGGCGAUGCAUGUGGCGCACACACACAGGGGACAGACAGUUUGACUGCGCUGGUUUGGAAAGGGUUAAUGCCCUCACUUUGCCAUCAUGAAUAACAGGAAUGUCAAGGGGAAUACUGACAAGGCGAGCAGACCAAGACCUCGUGAUAUUGCUGUUGAACUGACCCAAUCAGGAAUGUUGGCCGCUCCGAAACUGCUGCAUGUAAA